AUGGACGGGAACGCCAACGCCGUAUUCAUCAGAUACUUCGCCAAGCUCUGCUCAGGCCAAAAACUGAACGUAUCUGAAAUUUGGGUGGAGAAUACUGAUCGAGAAACACUGGUUCCGCUCUUCCACCUCACCAAAUUCAACGCCACCCUACGCAUACACAAACGGUAUCCUAAUCGCCUUCAUCUGGAAAAUCACCUCCGCAUCCACUCCUUCUGCUACGGCGCCGUCUACGCAGGCUCCCGCUUCUCCCCGGCGCUGUCGCAGGGGCACAUGGGUUAUGUGAUCACCUGCGCCAUCUCCUGCUUGUCAAUCUCCGAAAUCCUCGCCUCGCCACUGAUUUCCAUAGCACUGGCCUUGCGAACUACAUUAUCGGAUAACACGACUCAUCAUCUCACCAGUCUAGUCCAUCUCCUACGCUACGAAAUACCGAGGAUAAGACUACGAUCAGCCAUGGUGCGAGAAGAGAUGGGAAGACGGAGGACUAGUUUUGUGGCAGAGGGGAUCUAUGAGGCGGAUUUCGGGAUUGACAGUGGGGUUGGGAAGUAG
Molecule: messenger RNA, 546 nt
Organism: Pseudomassariella vexata
Lineage: Eukaryota; Fungi; Ascomycota; Sordariomycetes; Amphisphaeriales; Pseudomassariaceae
Exons: 2
Coding region: 1-546 (181 amino acids)
Source: RefSeq, a predicted model, not a curated record